Molecule: messenger RNA, 2576 nt
Organism: Ictidomys tridecemlineatus (thirteen-lined ground squirrel)
Lineage: Eukaryota; Metazoa; Chordata; Mammalia; Rodentia; Sciuridae
Gene: Jchain
Product: joining chain of multimeric IgA and IgM
Biological process (GO): humoral immune response
Cellular component (GO): pentameric IgM immunoglobulin complex
Molecular function (GO): immunoglobulin receptor binding
Source: RefSeq, a predicted model, not a curated record
GCCCCACUCCCUAAGGAUUUGAAAAUCCUAGGUGACCUAAGGGGUGACGGUGGGAGUCAAGCACCGCUAUAGGGCUUAACUCUUCCUGAGGAACUCCGUUAUCGGCGGACGCAACAUCUUUUUUUGUAUGUGGUGCUGAGGAUCGAAAUGGGCCGCACCAUGCCAGGCGAGCACGCUACCGCUUGAGCCACAUCCCCAGCCCUGGAAUGAUUAAUUUUGACUUUAAUUUUAUACAUGUGGAAACAGAGUCUUGGCAAGAAUACAUAAGGAAAUCCAACACAGAAACCAGAGACAGAUCCUACACCAGACUUUCCUUUGCCUCUUUACAUAAGUGAGUGAAAGUGUAGCCAAGUCCAGACUCAGAGUCCAAAGGUUAUGAUUUCCAAGAUAGAUGCUAGAUUAUAUGAUUCUUUCCUGGUGGGGAUGGAGGAACAGUGGAGACUCAGCCCAGUCCAGCUUGCACAUUUAAGACAAAAGAUGGCUGGACGUGGUGGCACAUGUAUAUGAUCCCAGUAACUAAGGAGGCAGAGGCAAGAGAAUUAUGAAGAUUCACCGAGAGACUGAGGAGUCACCAAUGAGACAAGAGGAAAACAAGGGGAGUAUGUUCUCAGUGUCCCAAGAAAAUAAAAUCUUAUUAUGAUUUGCAUAUCCUAAAAUAUAGCUUCCUGUCCAUCAGUUUUCAAACUUUAAUGUACAUUAGAAUCAACUGGGGUGCUUUUUGAAAAUACAUACGCCAAGGCUAGAUCUCCAGAAAUUCUUACUAUAAGUGAAGUCAAGAUGAAGAACCAUUUGCUUUUCUGGGGAGUUCUUGCCAUUUUUGUUAAGGCUGUUCUUGUGACAGCCCAAGAUGAAGAAGAGAGGACUGUUCUUGCUGACAACAAAUGUAAAUGUGCUCGUGUUACUACCAGGAUCAUCCGUUCUGCUGAAGAUCCUAAUGAGGACAUUGUGGAGAGAAAUAUUCGAAUUAUUGUUCCUUUCAACAACAGGGAGAAUAUCUCUGAUCCUACCUCACCGUUGAGAACCAAAUUUGUGUACCAUUUGUCUGAUCUCUGUAAAAAAUGUGAUCCCACAGAAGUGGAGCUGGAUAAUCAGGUGGUUACUGCCUCUCAGAGCAAUAUCUGUGAAGAAGACAGUGCUACAGAGACCUGCUACACUUAUGAUAGAAACAAAUGCUAUACAGCUAUGGUCCCACUUACAUAUGGUGGUAAGACCAAAAUGGUACAAACAGCUUUGACUCCAGAUUCCUGCUAUCCUGACUAAUUUAAGUCAUUGUUGACUGCACAACUCUUCUUGAGAGGCUCUCCAUUUUGAUCCAGAAAUUUAGUAUAUUUACUGGCAAUAAAUUUGAAAUUAAGAUUUUUUUUUGGUGAUGUAAACCAAUUUUCCCUCAAAAUAACUGAAAUAAUAACAUUGUUAUUUUAUUAGGUAAUUACUUCUCAACUCUAAGUAUUAAAAUCAGUCAAUUAUCAUAAUUUUUCUGAAAGGAUAAAAAAAUAGAUGAAGGGAGAAAAUAAAACUCGAAGACUAAAAAUAAAAAUCAAGAGGCAUAAAUUAAAUGCCUUUCAUUGUUUUUGUUUUGCUUCGUUUUGUUUUUGCUUUGCCUUGGAGAGUCAGAGCUUUUGCACAUCCUAUUCUCUUUUUUAAAAGUUUCACUGUGUAGAGAAAAUACAUGUGUAAACAGAGGUCAUUUAUAUUGCCUUUAGUAGAAAAAUAAUUGGAAAACCAAUUAUUUGGAACCAGUUAUAAAAUAAUAUAAAUUGCUAUUUCUAAGAUUGCUAAAAGUGAUAUAAUUAAAUGCAUCGUUGAAAAAUUUAUUUUGAAGGCUGGGGAUGAGACUCAGUGGCAGACUGCUUGCCUGUCAUGCAUGAGGCCCUCAGUACCAACUCAGUCCCACCAAAAAAGAAAAGAAAAACGUGUUCUGAUAUGACACAUAGACUUUGCAAGAGGUAAAACAAUUUUUCUUUUGUUGAUAAGAAAAUUUUUUUGACAAUCUGACUAGUGUAAGAAAUUCCCAUUAGAAAUCAUCUGUGUUGCAACUGAAUUUAAUGAAAUAUGUAUUCCAAAAUAUGUAUUCUCUAGUACAGUUUGAACAAUUAAAUAGAUUCAUAAGCAUGUACCUGUGUGAAAUAAUUUAUUUGGAAAACAUUUAGGGGCUGGGAUUGUGGCUCAUCGGUAGAGUGCUUGCUUAGCACGGGUGGGACCCAGGUUCGAUCCUCAACACCACAUAAAAAUAAAGGCAUUGUGUUGUAUCCAUCUACACCUAAAAAAUAAAUAUUAAAAAAAUUUAUUUGUGUUAACUUUCUUAUAUGUGAAUUAAAUACAAUUUGAUGAACAAUUAGUGUAUAAGUACAAUGUAAUGAUGCAUUAAUCACUGAAUUCAUAUUUGUACAUAUUUGAGGUGGCUUUGUGAUUUUACACCUACAAUUAAUAAAAAGGCAAGGUCUUCAUGGCACAUAAAACUUUAUGGCAAGAGCUAGGGCCAAAUGUUAUACCUAUCUAAGGGUUCAGUGGAAAGUAAAUGUUGAGUCUUUAUUUAAAGUAGUGGAUGGGUGAUUAGUAAAAGUCAGUUUCUCUAA